UACCCAGCAAUUGCUAGUUUGCGACUCCAGAAUCUUCUGUUCAUCUCUCUCAUCCAUAUCUUCUUCUGCUUCCUUGGUCUUCUUCCGCAUCCACCAUACCUUGUUCGAAGUCGAGAGGCCGCGUGAGAAGAGCUGCCUUGUGAGACCCGAGAGUCAGUGAGAGAUGGCCGGGAUUGGACCGAUCAGGCAGGACUGGGAGCCGGUCGUGGUGCGGAAGAAGGCGCCGACGGCCGCCGCCAAGAAGGACGAGAAGGCCGUCAACGCCGCCCGCCGCUCCGGCGCCGAGAUCGACACCACAAAAAAGUACAACGCGGGGACGAACAAGGCGGCGUCCAGCGGCACAUCCCUCAACACCAAGCGGCUCGACGAGGACACAGAAAACCUAGCCCAUGAGCGUGUCUCGAGUGACUUGAAGAAAAACCUCAUGCAAGCAAGACUGGAUAAGAAGCUGACCCAAGCACAGCUUGCUCAGAUGAUCAAUGAGAAGCCACAGGUGAUCCAGGAGUAUGAAUCAGGCAAGGCAAUUCCAAACAAUCAGAUCAUAGGGAAGCUUGAGAGGGCUCUUGGAGCUAAGCUGCGUAACAAGAAAUAAUGUUCCUGGAGUAUGCCCUGGGGCAUAGGUGAAGAAGCCAUGCCGGUCUGUUUGCUUAUUACCUAUGCUAGGUUCUAAAGUUCAUGCAGGUUGUUCCUGUUUCAUGCAUGAGUGAAUACUGAAUAAUUGUGUUUGUCACAGAACUUGGCUUUGUAUGUCCCUAGUGUGCAAGAGUUGGGUUGAACCUGCAAACUGACAUGAUAGCUUGUGUGGUUUAUGCGUGAUGUUCAUUACUGGUAUAUCUAGCACCUUGAAACCGGUAUGAUCUGUUUACUU
Messenger RNA from Brachypodium distachyon (stiff brome), 868 nucleotides. Its product is annotated as multiprotein-bridging factor 1a. Gene Ontology annotation, cellular component: nucleus. The transcript has 4 exons. The coding region runs from base 164 to 592 and encodes 142 amino acids. Gene Ontology annotation, molecular function: DNA binding. The record is from RefSeq and is a predicted model, not a curated record. NCBI's taxonomy places the organism in Eukaryota, Viridiplantae, Streptophyta, Magnoliopsida, Poales, Poaceae.